Knipowitschia caucasica is the source of this 1005-nucleotide messenger RNA. Lineage: Eukaryota; Metazoa; Chordata; Actinopteri; Gobiiformes; Gobiidae. The record is from the annotation of a GenBank genome assembly.
AUGGCUAGUGCAGACGCCGUGGGAAGCAUGGAGCACCCUCUCUCCCUCCCUUCUCUCCCCCCCCUCCCCUCGGAGCCUGGAGCCUGGACCACUGCCAUGAACAACCUGGGCAUCGUCCCUAUGGGGCUCAGUACACAGCCUCUCAUGUCCGAGCCUCUGUGUCUCCAGCGCUUCGACCCCAGCCUGCGCCUCCUGACGCCGCUGAAUCCUCUGGUGGGACUGGGGCUGGUCCACAGUCCGGGUCCUGGUCCUGGUCCCAGUCCUGGUCCUGGUCCAGAGCUGCCUGUGGUCAAAGAGAUCAUCCACUGCAAAAGCUGCACCCUGUUCCCGCAGAACCCCAACCUGCCUCCUCCCUCCACCCGCGACCGCCCGCCCGGCUGUCGGACCGUGUUUGUGGGCGGGUUACCGGAGAACGCCACGGAGGAGGUGAUCCGGGAGGUGUUCGACGAGUGCGGAGAGAUCAUGGCGAUCCGCAAGAGCAAGAAGAACUUCUGCCACAUCCGCUUCAGCGAAGAGUUCAUGGUGGACAAGGCCAUGUACUUGUCAGGUUACCGCAUGCGUAUCGGCUCCAGCACGGACAAGAAAGACUCGGGGAAGAUCCACGUGGACUUUGCACAGGCCCGGGACGACCUGUACGAGUGGGAGUGUAAGCAGAGACUGUGGGCCCGCGAGGAGAGGCACCGACACAUGGUCCAGGAGCAGCUGCUGAGGCCUCCAUCGCCUCCUCCCAUUGUGCACUACUCUGAGCACGAGGCCGGGGUGCUGGCAGAGAGGCUGAAAGACAGUCAGAACUUCAGCGAGGCCACGGCGGUGCUCUCCACGUGGAUCGAGCGCGGCGAGGUGAACCGCAGGAACGCCAACCACUUCUACUCCAUGAUCCAGUCGUCCAACAGCCACGUGAGGACGCUCAUCAACGACAAGGCCCAGUGCGACGAGGAGCUGGAGAGGGCCAAGGACGCAUUCAAGAGCUCCCUGUUCGCCAUCCUCACCCAGUGUAAGCUCUAA